UGAUUAACCGGGAGAGGCCGAAGACUGAGCGUCUUGGCACGUUCAUGUGCAUUCCUCCUUGGAACAGCCCAGCGCAAGGAGUCUUAAAUGGUUCUUCGACGUAGAUGUUCCCUUGGCCCAACUCAUUUGUUGGACUUCUAAACACGGACUUUACUGAAGGGCGAAUCGACGCCUGAGGACUGACUGAUAAAAAAAAUGAAGAGCCGUGCACCGCCCCCUCCGCCUGUUCCACAACCUGCUCCGCGCAGGAUCUAUCGCGACGCCGUUCCGGACGGAGACGGAGGGCCGAGUGGAGAAUCUAAAGAGAACAUCCUCAGGUCUGUGGUUGAGCUCCACAUCACCCUCCCUGAUGGAUACCAGACUACGUGCUCAGUGGACGGCAGCAAAGCGCUCAUGGACCUGCUGGUGGACCUGUGCGGCCGGUACCACCUGAACCCGGCCCACCACACGCUGGAACUGCUGUCACCAGAGGCCCAGCACAUUAGCUUCAAGCCCAACGCUUUACUGGGAACACUGGACGUCUCCUGUGCCAUCAUUAAAGAGAGAGUCACAGAGGAGAAAGUGAUCAGGAAACCAGCACCCAAAGCACCUGAGAAAACAGUGCGUCUGGUGGUUAACUAUCACCGCAGUCAGAAAGCGUUGGUUCGCGUGAGCCCGUUCGUACCCCUGCGCACCCUGGUGCCGGUCAUCUGCAGCAAGUGCGAGUUUGACCCUGCCCACGUCUUGUUAUUCAAGGACCGCGUCAGCAACAAGGAGUUGGACCUGAACCAGUCUCUGACCGAACUGGGUAUCCGUGAGCUCUACGUACUGGACCAGAGUCUGGCAGAGUCACUGCGCUCCAGCUCUCAGAGUGUGGGCUGUGCUGAGAAGAGCAGUCUACUGGGCCUGUUUAAGUUCAGCAGAAGGAAAGAGAAGGUGAGACUGGAGGAAGACCAGUCGUCUGAGGACAUGGAUGACCAUGAGGAUAAUGUUUGUGAAAAUACAGACAGUAGUACUAAAGGCAUGUCGACACUGGGCAGUGUGUCGUAUGUGGAGGCCCGUCCCAGUACUCUGGGUCAGUCCCAGUCAGUGGUGAACAUCUCCAGAAUGUCGCCUAAAGUGGAUCUGAAGAAACGGCGAGCCCCUGCCCCUCCAGCACCACCGCCAGGCCUCACUCAGAGCACCACCCUGGCCUUACAGUCUAAUCCUGGUUCUCCGAGAUCAGAGAGCCAACAGAAGAAGCGGAAAGCCCCUCCUCCUCCACCAGUCUCGGCUUCCAGCACGCCAGCACCCAAUCCCCAGACACCGCCGCUCCGUGCCCUGGCUCCCGCUCCAGUACCUGCUCCCAGGUCCUCCGUCCCGGCUAACGACUCCACGUCAGAGCUGAGUCACAGCACAGAGGACUCAGGACCUCCUGGCUCUGUCUGCAGCAGCAGCAGCAGCGACGUGGCUGUGGGCUCCAGCACCAGCAGCUUGGCCGACGAACCCAUGCAAGAGCACGCUAACGAGCUGGCCUGCAGCACCACGCCCGAGCCAGAGCCAGAACCAGAACCAGAACCUACUCCUAGCACCACGCCAGACAUCGUGGCCAGCACCACGUCGGAAGAGACGGAUUCUGCCCUCAACCUCAAAAUGGAAGAAGUGGAGAACAACCGACACAGUGCUAUUGCCUGGACUCGUUCCGUGCAUAAGUGUGUGUCUGAGCAGACAGGCGACAGUCAGGAGGUGGAGACGGUAUCGGUGGGCAGCAGUAGCAGUUAUGCCGACCAGGGUUAUGCCCCCUCAGAGGGCAUGGCAGACGACUCAGGUCGGGUUAGCUCACCCUCUGACCUAACUCUGCCCACCUCACCAGAAGACACCUUCUCCCUGAACUGCAGUCCUGUUCUCCUGCCCAACCAGCCCAAAGACUGUUCCAGUUCCAGUGACAGUGACGAGGGCUGCGCCACCUGGGGCUCCAGACGCAGCGGGGACAGUCAUCGCGGGCGUCAGGCAGACAAACGAGGGUACAUCUACGAAGAGGAUCAUGAUCUGACAGCGCAGUUUCAUCAAACUCUCGCUGACCUCGACGCUGACCUGGCAGAUGUUAAUCACUCUGAUGCAGGAUCCGUGUGUGUGGAUGACGAGAUCCCGGUGUCUGUCGUCGACGUCGACGUUCCGGUUACCGCCAUUGACGAAGUUCUCGAUGACGACCGGCUCAGCAUGAACGGUUACGAAACAGACUUGUCACGCGGUACGCAAAGUUUCAACAGACAAAACAUUUACAACAGCAACUCCCUGCCAAGCGGGGACAUGCAAAACAAAAACAACAACGCCCGCAUGGCAGAGAGUCAGUGUCAAGCCAGCGUGGGUCAAAUACAAACAGUGCAGCGGCGGGAGAUUCCCAGGACCAACGGAGAGGAGAAGAAAGAGACGGCUGCUGUUGCUGUGAGCUCAGAGAUCAAAGCUAAAGUGGAGCCUGAGAAACCCAAAGUCCAGAGGCAGGAUUCUUUUCCAGAAAGAUCUCAGAGUCCGCUGAGUCACCCUCCUGUCCGCAGUCCUCAGAGAGUCUCAGAGAGCCAUGUUGUGUCUGUGUCUUCAGCUCGCAGCCAAAGCAUGGAGACCUUUGUGGAGAGAGUGAGCUCCCCUACCAGAGGACCACAAAUUCAGAGCAAAAUUACCCAGAACCCUGUCUCUAGAUUCGGAAUGAAGACCUUCACUGUUGUCCCUCCCAAGCCACCUGCAUCCCGCACUGAAAAACAAGCUGGUUCUCUGAUUUUGGGUGCCAUAAAGAUUGAUGAGCAAGGCAACAUGGUAAAACAGAGAGAGGUCCCCGUUGCAGAUCAGAAACAUGAAGAACCCGCUCAAGAUUCUGUCACCGCAGAGGCGCCUCUUCUUGGCAAAGCCAAAGCCUUCUGGACCUCAACAGAGAAGCAAGACACUUUGACCGUCAGCAGGGAGCAAAUUGUUAAGACCAGAGAAGUAGAGGUCUCCAAACCACCCACCAUGAUAGCUCCUGCUAUAGACGCAACUGUAUCACCACUGAAAACAAGAUCUGAGGAGACAGCAAGAAAUAUCAUCGAAGUAACCAGUGAUCCUGUGCCUGAAGCAGAAAUCAAGGCUUCCUCUCCUGAGCCCGUUAGGAAUCCUGUGGCAGUGCUCAACACAACUGAACAGAAAAGAGACUUUACUUUCCUCAAACCUACAAGAAGAACCUCUAGUCAGUAUGUGGCAUCAGCUAUUUCUAAAUACGCAAUGAAGCCUACAGCUCGAGCUGGAGCCAUUCGGGAGACACCAGAAUCCUCCAUCCAGAUUCAAAAGCCACUUGCCAGUCCAGGCUUGAAGCAUGAGGUUAGGUCCACCCAUGUGGUAUCAGAGUACAAAGAGACACAAACAACAACAACAGCAACAACAACAAGGGUGUCCCAACUUAAGGAGAGCACCUCAGUCCAUUCUCUCGAUGGUCCUAAACGCUCGUCAAGUUUUCCCAGUCAACCGGCAAAGUCUGAAGUGAAGCUAGUCGGUAAUGCUAACAAAGGCGCAAUUUACGGUGGGACCCCCUCCAAGUCUCUGGACUUGCAACCAAGCUACACUAAGUUCCAAACUACAGCACAAAAAUCCACAAAAACUGGGGCAACAACAACGUCUCCCAGUUUCUCCCCUCCACCCAAGAAGACCCCUGAGGAGUCAUCACCAGUUCGCAGCCCAACAGAGGUCAUCUAUCCACCGAUUGCUAAGAAGCCUGAUGUGCCCAGUCAGGGUGUCUUACCAGAACCCGACCAAACCGCUGCUUUAUUUGGACCAGUGAAGAAGUUCAAGCCUGUGGUCUUCAAGUCUGUCGAGAAGGAGACGUCCCUGCACAGCUCACUGAUGGAGGCCAUUCAGUCAGGAGAAGGAAAGGAACGCCUCAGAAGGGUAUCUGACCCUAGAACAAAAAGAGCAUUGGAGAAACUAUCCCACACUGAGGCGGAGAGUGAGCACUCAGCUCUUCUAUCAGCCAUCAGAGCUCAACACAACUCUACAAGACUUAAGAAGACCAAGUCGGAGGCAGCUAAGGAGCUGGAACACUUCAGGAGAAAGGAGGAGAGUAGGAGUACACAGAGUCAGAGCUCUCCUGCUGCUGCUGCUCCACCUGCCUUUGCGCCUCCUCCUCCUCCCUCUGCUCCACCUCCAUCUACUUCCACCCUGUCCAAGUCAACACUGAUGCAACCAGCUGGGGAAAACCUGGAGCAGGCUCGAGAAGCGAUGCUGGAAGCUAUUCGUUCUGGCUCUGCGGCAGGGCGACUGAAGAAGGUCCCAGUGACCAUCAAUACAAGAAAAGUGAACAGGAGACUUGGAAUAGUCCAGCCUGGUCCUUGAAACUCCCAAUGACCCUACAUACAGUGACUGAAUGGUCUGGCCUAGCCAAUUGUCAGGAACUCUAAUAGCCAAAUGAGAUGUUUCAUAUCAACUGGAAUUAUUUUUUAAAAUUUAACCUACUUUGAUUUUAUUUCUUCGUUUAUAGUAAUUGCUGCUUUUAGCAUGUGCCAAUUUCUCUCACUCACUCAUUUACGAAAGAUUACUUUUGACAAUAAUCUUGCUUCUGAUAGACCAGUGGUUUGAAACUGUAUUUUUUAUGUUAUAGAUUUGACUAAGUUGUGCCCAGAUGUAUUUUUAUCACUAAUGUACAUCUUCUUCUUUAAACAUCUCAAUCAGUGUUAUUCCAAUAAUUCUACACAUACUUCUUUCUGUUCCAUUGAUAUAUUAGGUGAAAUUAAGCAAAAAAAACAAAACAAAACAAAAAAAACAACCAUCUGCCAAUAAUUUUUUGUUGUUGUCGCCGUCGUUGUAGAACUUGCUUUUUGAAAUUUGUUUUCAGGUUGCAUUGGGUGAAAGCCCUCAAUGAAGCUGCUGUUUGCUACUCAACAUUCAGACAUGUUGUGUUGUGGGACUAUUUAACUUUUAGAAUAAGUAAAGCCACAAACAUUACAGUAUCAUGUGAAUAUAUGGGAAAUGAUUGAUGAGCAAAAGUAGGUAGCAAAAUCUCCUGAGGACGCAAAGAAUAUUUAUUUUUGAAGCAUUGUAGUUAUCACUUCUUUUUUCCCCCUAUAUUUUUCUAUUUAUCAAUUUUUUUUUCUUUAAUUUUGUGAAUUCAAAUGUCAUUUUCCCAUGAUGGAGUCUUAAUGUCAAGUGACUGAACUAGCGGCUUUGUACGAAUAUUGGUUUAGGACACUAAGACAUUGAUUGAUGCCAUUUUGUUUGUCUGUAGAGAGAUUUAGCGUGAAAGACAUACUUUAGGAGACUUGUUUUAAUAUAUUUGCGUUUGCAUCGACAUUGUCCACUUAGUCCAUGAAAAUGACCACAUGGCAAACUUUUAAUCCUCUAGAGAUGUCUUUAACUCUGAAGCAUAUAAGCUGUUCUGUGUGGAUGUAAGUUGACAAGGAUCGAUUUCAUUUUACUAGUUGUAUAUUUUGUAAAAAAAAAAAAAAUCACAUUAGGCGACCGAUAUUAUGCACUAGUUUGAUUUCUGAGAUUAUACACAGUAGCAUUUGUGCAAUGAAUGAGAUUUUUUUUAUUAUUAUUAUUGAACUGUUGCUUUUGUAUGUGAAGUGUACAGUGGUUUUGGAUGGACUGCACAUUCAGUUUAAUUUUCUCUGUCCUAAUUUUUAAAUCAAUAAACCAUUUUGUAAACAUUUAAA
Messenger RNA from Chanos chanos (milkfish), 5633 nucleotides. It is a transcript of the gene cobl, whose product is annotated as cordon-bleu WH2 repeat protein. Gene Ontology annotation, cellular component: dendritic growth cone; perinuclear region of cytoplasm; neuronal cell body. The transcript is spliced from 14 exons. Gene Ontology annotation, molecular function: actin monomer binding. The record is from RefSeq and is a predicted model, not a curated record. Lineage: Eukaryota; Metazoa; Chordata; Actinopteri; Gonorynchiformes; Chanidae. Gene Ontology annotation, biological process: actin filament polymerization; actin filament network formation. The coding region runs from base 196 to 4314 and encodes 1372 amino acids.